AUGACUGGCAGCAGAAUUCACAUUCUUCAGGGCACCUUGAUCCGUCGACAGAGCAGUUUAUCCAAGCAAAAUGGCUCUCAGGUCAUGAAAAAACUCAGCAGCGCUGCGGAACACCCUCGAGCUUUACAUCCAUCGCUCUCCUCCUCCGUUAAAGAACUCGUCGAAAAUAGCUUAGACGUCGGCGCCACCAGCAUCGAAAUCUCUCUCAAAGACUUUGGUGAAGAAUGGUUUCAGGUCAUCGAUAACGUUGAAACGAGAACCGCGAGCGAAGAGGUUGCUACACUCUUGACAUUUAACCAUUCUGGUGCUCUGGCGGCUGAAACGAAAACCGCGCGGCAAGUUGGAACGACUGUCACAGUUAAAAAGCUGUUCUAUAAUCUUCUGGUGCGAAGCAAAGAGUUUAAGCGGAACAUUCGCAAGGAAUAUGGCAAGUUGGUUUCUCUCUUGAAUGCAUAUUCCCUUAUUGCAAAAGUCACAAUUGUAGUUUUCGUAAUGCCUGAAGGUCUACCUUUGGCUGUUACUUUAACCUUGGCAUAUUCAAUACGGAAAAUGAUGAAAGAUAAAGCCUUGGUACGAAGACUGUCAUCCUGCGAAACUAUGGGCUCUGCUACUACAAUCUGUACUGAUAAGACAGGAACAUUAACCUUAAAUCAGAUGACUGUUGUUGAGGCAUAUGUUGGGAGGAACAAUCUAAUUCCACCAGAUGACUCUUCAAAGUUUCAUCCAGAAGCAUUAUCCCUGAUAAAUGAAAUCAUUGCACGGAAUUCCACUGGAAAUGUUUUUGUGUCUAAGGAUGGUGGAGCGGUAGAGUUUCUUCACGUCUUUCCAUUCAAUUCCGAGAAAAAACGAGGCGGUGUUGCUCUGAAGCUGGCGGACUCUAGAGUGCAUAUACUCUGGAAAGGAGCUGCAAAAAUAAUUCUAGGAGCAUGUAACCAAUAUCUUGAUUCAAAUGGUCAUUUGCAAACCAUCGAAGAACAAAAGGCUUUUUUUAAGGAGGCUAUUGAUGACAUGGCUUCUCGCAGCUUGUGUUGCGUUGCCAUUGCAUACAGAUCAUAUGAAUUAGACCAAAUUCCAUCUAAUGAGGAGGAUUUAAACCAAUGGUCCUUACCAGAAGAUGAGCUUGUUUUGCUUGCUAUUGUUGGAAUCAAGGAUCCUUGUCGCCCUAGUGUCAAAUAUGCUGUGAGAAUAUGUACUGAAGCUGGUGUUAAGGUACGUAUGGUUACCGAAGACAACCUUCAAACCGCAAAGGAAAUAGCUCUGGAGUGUGGGAUACUAGCUUCAAAUGAAGAUGUUGUUGAGCCAAAUAUAAUUGAAGGAAAGGUAUUUAGGGAGCUAUCGGAACAAGAAAGGGAACAGUUGAGCAGAAUGUGGGUCAACGGCAAACAGAACUGCCGGCAUAUUUGA
Molecule: messenger RNA, 1404 nt
Organism: Lathyrus oleraceus (garden pea)
Lineage: Eukaryota; Viridiplantae; Streptophyta; Magnoliopsida; Fabales; Fabaceae
Product: calcium-transporting ATPase 9, plasma membrane-type
Exons: 4
Coding region: 1-1404 (467 amino acids)
Cellular component (GO): intracellular membrane-bounded organelle; plasma membrane
Molecular function (GO): P-type calcium transporter activity; ATP binding; ATP hydrolysis activity
Source: RefSeq, a predicted model, not a curated record